Messenger RNA from Daucus carota subsp. sativus, 2403 nucleotides. RefSeq lists its product as uncharacterized. NCBI's taxonomy places the organism in Eukaryota, Viridiplantae, Streptophyta, Magnoliopsida, Apiales, Apiaceae. The record is from RefSeq and is a predicted model, not a curated record. Gene Ontology annotation, molecular function: DNA helicase activity. Gene Ontology annotation, biological process: telomere maintenance; DNA repair. The coding region runs from base 1 to 2403 and encodes 800 amino acids. The transcript has 7 exons.
AUGGCACAUGAUCGUUUCAGGGAUGACAAUAUUGUUGAUUUAAAGAUUGUGAUGAAAGUGUCAAGAGCAACGUCUGGCCGUGAGAAUCAUUUGAUGCCAUCGAAUGAGAUUGCAGUAAUAAUGGUUGGCGAUGAUGAUCCUAAAUGUGAGGAUCGGGACAUUGUUGUGUCGAGUAAAUCUGAUGGCCUUAAACGCAUCACCACGUUGCACCCAUUAAUGAUGGCUUUGCAAUAUCCAUUGUUAUUUCCCCGUGGCGAGGAUGGUUUUCACAAAGAACUGAAGUAUAUUGUGACCCCAGACAGUCGUAAAAAAAAAUGUGAAAAGGUCACGAUGAGAGAGUAUUAUUCUCAUACGCUCAUGGUCCGAUUAGAACAAGGUCAAACACUUCGUCUUGGUGGCAGAUUGUAUCAUCAGUUCAUUGUAGAUGCAUUCUCCGCUGUUGAACAAUCAAGGUUAUGCACUGAUGCUCCUGAUGCAUCUAAUGUUGGCCAAGGAUUUAUUCUACCAUCCUCCUUUGUUGGAUUCGCCAGAUACAUGCAACAAAAUAUUCAAGAUUCACUGGCUGUGUGCAGGAAGAUUGGUUAUCCUGAUUUAUUUCUUACUAUGACAUGUAAUCCUUAUUGGGAUGAAAUAAUGCAAAUGAUGUCUCUCUUACCAUCCUGUAGAUCAGAGGAUUGCCCAGAUAUAAUUUCUAGGGUCUUCAAGCUAAAACUUGAUCAACUAUAUGAUGACAUCAAAAAUAAAAACCGUUUCGGGAAGUGCUUGUCAGUUAUGUACGUGGUAGAAUAUCAGAAGCGUGGUUUGCCACAUGCUCACAUGUUGAUAUGGCUCGAAAGCAAUGCCAAGAUAAAUCUUAACAAAAACAUUGAUUCCUUUGUUUCCGCUGAGAUACCAGAUGGGGAACAUGAUCAUAAUGGCUAUGCUGCUGUAAAACAGUAUAUGAUGCACGGACCUUGUGGCGCUGAUAAUGAAAAUUCUCCGUGUAUGAAGGAAGGCAAAUGUACACGUGGACUUCCCAAGGCGUACUGUUCGAAUACAAUGUUUGACGAGUUUGGCUUUCCCAUUUAUAAACAUCGUAAAACAAUGCAUACUGUUCAUGUCAGAAAAGCCGACCUUGAUAACCGUUGGGUUGUCCCUUAUAACAGAGAUUCGAUUGUUCAGUACCAAUGUCAUAUAAAUCUUGAAAUCUGCAACCAUGGUCGUUGUAUAAAAUAUCUUUUCAAGUACUGUCUGAAAGGCCUUGAUCGUGCCACGGUUAUGGUACAAGGGAAGAAUAAUGUUUGUGAUCAAUCUGACAAGGCCAGGAAUGAAAUCAAGAUGUAUCUAGAUGGAAGGUAUGUAUGUGGAGCAGAGGCGGCUCACCGUAUAUUUGGAUUUGAUAUACAUCAUCGUAGCAUAUCUGUUGAACGUCUGUCGUUUCACUUUCCAAAUGAGAAGUAUGUGACUUUUAAAAACAAUGAUAAUCUGGAAAAUGCCUGUAAAAGGGCGUCUUACAAAGACAGCAAGCUUGAAGCCUUUUUUAAACUAUGUCGUGAAAAUGCAUUUGCUAGACAGUACAGCUAUCAAGAAAUACCAGAGCAUUUUGUGUGGGACUCAGGUCAGAGUGUUUGGAGAUUAAGGAAAAAGGGCCAAAAGGUCGGACGAUUGAAUUCAUCUCUCUAUACUGCUGGAGAAUUGUGGUAUCUUCGUAUGUUACUAUGUGGUGUUGCUGGUCCCAGGUCGUUUGAAGAACUAAAAACGUUUGAAGGUAGAACUUAUGGAACUUUCCAAGAAGCUUGUGGAGCCAUGGGUUUACUCACCAAUGAUAAUGAGUGGCAUGAAGCAAUACUCGAAAAUGUUGAUAGUGCUAUGCCACAUCAGUUACGAGCCCUGUUUGUCCAUAUUAUUGUCAAUUGCCAGAUUGAAUUUUUGUUAAAUUCUAUUGGGAGGUCAUUGAGGAAUUAUCCAACCAUUUGUAUGCCAGCCGAGAAGUACUUGGACAGGUCUGAAAACAAGUUGGUGUUGGAAGAAACAAGCUAUCCUGUAGAUGAAAUGAUCAGACAAAAUGAAGAAUAUGUCCGUCAACUAAACAGUGAACAGAAAAAGGUGUAUGAUAAUGUGAUUGAUAGUGUAAAAAAAGAUGCUGGAGGCUUCUUUUUUGUUUAUGGUAGUGGAGGAUGUGGGAAAACAUUUUUAUGGAAAACCAUAAUAACCAAGCUUCGAUCUGAAAGAAAAAUUGUUUUGCCCGUUGCAUCUUCUGGAAUUGCAGCUACAUUGUUGCCAGGUGGUCGCACUGCUCACUCAAGGUUCAAGAUACCAUUAAAACUGGAUGAGGAAUCAUCGUGCUCGAUUCCUCAUAAUUUUGAUAUUGCCGAACUCAUUAAGAAGACAAGUCUUAUUAUUUGGGAUGAGGCUCCAAUGUAG